GGGCGGGUGGACGAUUGGAAUGUUGUUCACAGCCUCAAGAUAGGCAACAGGAAGAGAAGCCGGUGGGCCUCCCACCGGUUGAAGGUGAUGGCUCUUCAGGCUGGAGGGGCCAGGGUUUGCACCAUUUAAGCUAUGCCGCGCGGCCCGCGGGCCGGCGCGUCCGACCGCACGCCCGAGAGGAGGCCAGAGACGGUCAAGGUUGUCGUCCGCUGUCGGCCUCUCAACCAGAAGGAGAUCGCCAACGGAUUCGAAAAAACGGUUGAUAUCGACACCAAAAGAGGACAGAUUCGUCUGAAAAAUCCUAAAGCGGAAAAUGACCCUCCGAGAGAAUUUACAUUUGACGCCGUUUACGACGAAAGCUCGAAGCAGGUGGAGCUGUACGAUGAGACUUUCCGGCCGCUCGUCGAAUCAGUCCUGGAGGGCUUCAACGGCACCAUCUUCGCCUAUGGGCAGACGGGCACGGGCAAAACGUACACUAUGGAAGGUGUUCGAGACGAUCCAGAGCAGAGAGGCGUCAUCCCCAGCUCGUUCGAGCACAUCUUCGGCCACAUCGGGCGCUCGCAGGACUGCCAGUACCUGGUGCGCGCCUCCUACCUCGAGAUCUACCAGGAGGAAGUGCGGGACUUGCUGUCCAAGGACCAGACGAAGCGUCUGGAGCUGAAGGAGCGGCCCGACACGGGCACAUACGUCAAGGACCUCUCGUCGUUCGUGUGCAAGGGCGUGAAGGAGAUCGAACACGUCAUGGGUGUGGGCAACCGCAACCGCAGUGUCGGCUCCACCAACAUGAACGAGCACAGCUCGCGCUCGCAUGCCAUCUUCCUGGUGACGGUCGAAUGCAGCGAGCUGGGCCUGGACGGCGAGCCGCACAUCCACGUCGGCAAGCUCAACAUGGUGGACCUGGCUGGCAGCGAACGCCAGGCCAAGACGGGCGCCUCGGGCGAGCGGCUAAAGGAGGCCACCAAGAUCAACCUCAGCCUGUCGGCGCUCGGCAACGUCAUCUCGGCCCUGGUGGACGGCAAGUCGUCCCACAUCCCCUACCGCGACUCCAAGCUGACCCGUCUGCUUCAGGACUCGCUGGGCGGUAACGCCCGCACCAUCAUGGUGGCCAAUCUGGGUCCGGCCGCCUACAACUACGACGAGACGCUGACCACGCUCCGCUACGCGAACAGAGCCAAGAACAUCAAGAACAAGCCCAAGGUCAACGAGGACCCCAAGGACGCCCUGCUGAGGGAGUUCCAGGACGAGAUCGGCAAACUGAAGGCUCAGCUGCAGGCCCGCUCGGCGGGCGGCCGCUCCAGCUCCGGCUCACGGCGUCGGCAGCGCGCCGCCGCCGCUGCCGCCGCUGUCUCCGCUGACGCCGAGUCCGAGCCGUCGGCCGAGGAGUACCUGCAGCAGCAGCGCAGUCAGAUGGAGCAGGAGCGGCAGGCCAUCGUCGGCGACCAGAGCCUGAUCGCAGAGGACAAGGAACGCCUGCUGGAGGAGAUGCGGAAGAAGGAGGAGCAGCUGGAGCGAGAGCGCCGAGCCCAGGAGGAUCUGGCGACGCGCAUCAAGGACAUGGAGUCCAAGCUUCUAUCGGGAGGGAAGAACAUCGCCGACCGCACCAACAAGCAGCAGCGCCAGCUGGAGCUGAGCCGGCAGAAGAUCGCCGAACAGAAGGCCCGGGAGAGAGAGGUGCUGCAGUGCAUCGAGGACCAGGAGGGCUCCCGCCUGGAUAUGCAGCAGACCUUCCAGUCACUUCAGCAGGAGGUCGAUGUGAAGACCAAGAAGCUGAAAAAGCUGUUCGCCAAGCUGCAGGCGGUGAAGCGGGAGAUCUCCGACGCCACCGAGGAGUUCCACGGGGAGCGGCGAGAGCUGGAGGAGACGGGCGUCUCCCUGCGCAAAGAACUGAAGUUGAAGCAGCUCAUCAUCGACAACUUCCUGCCGCCGGACGAGCUGCCGCAGCUGCUGGCGCGCGCCGAGUACCGCGACGACGGCGACGAGGAGGAGGGGUGGCGGCUGUUACCCGGCGCUGGCUCGACGCUGGAGGGGCGGCCUGUCAGCGCGCGCGGUGCCCGCCGCCCCGUCUCCGAGUACGCCCGCCGCGCCGGCUCGCUGGGCGGCGGCACGCGUUUCAAGGGCGAGAACAUCAUGAGUCUGGAACUGGACGCGCCGGCGCGCACCACCCGCGACUACCGCGGCCCGCUGGUGGCGCCUCGCAUGCAGGCUGCCCUGCAGGCGGCGCUCACGCCCACGGAAGACGUCAUCAGCAUCGACGCUGCCGCCCCGCUGCGCGCCGCUCAGUUCCGGCUUAAGGCGUCCCGAAAGGAGCUGCUUGCGUCGAAGCCGUCGCGGCCGCUCCCCGGGACGGCGCCGGACGCUGCACGUCACUACCCUCAGUCGCGCGGACUGGUGCCCAAGUAGCGGCCGG
Pollicipes pollicipes is the source of this 2407-nucleotide messenger RNA. Its product is annotated as kinesin-like protein KIF3B. The record is from RefSeq and is a predicted model, not a curated record. The transcript is spliced from 16 exons. NCBI's taxonomy places the organism in Eukaryota, Metazoa, Arthropoda, Thecostraca, Pollicipedomorpha, Pollicipedidae. Bases 133 to 2400 code for a protein of 755 amino acids. Gene Ontology annotation, biological process: microtubule-based movement. Gene Ontology annotation, molecular function: microtubule motor activity; ATP binding; microtubule binding.